Molecule: messenger RNA, 602 nt
Organism: Salvia splendens (bonfire salvia)
Lineage: Eukaryota; Viridiplantae; Streptophyta; Magnoliopsida; Lamiales; Lamiaceae
Exons: 2
Coding region: 208-543 (111 amino acids)
Molecular function (GO): nucleic acid binding; zinc ion binding
Source: RefSeq, a predicted model, not a curated record
UGUCAGACGCCUUUGACACCGUGGGCUUGGGAGUUAUUUUAGAAGAAUGACCGUCGAGGGAGACGUCAUCAUGUUAGGACUACAAGCAUAGCACGUGGAACUUAUGAGGUGCUAACCUAUCACAGAGGUCCGGGUAGAGGCCAUAAUAUACAUGUUGUAGAUUACCGUGAAAAGAGAUGCUCAUUUGGAAAGUGGCAGACCUGGAGAAUGCCUUGCUCUCACGCUGUUGCGGUGCUGAGAGAACGCAGUGAUGACAUCUUUAGUCAUGUUGAUUCCCGAUACCAUACAGAUGUUUGGAUUCACCAGUACGCAGCUGCGUUCCGUCCACUGAGACACCAAGGUUAUUGGUAUGAACCUGAAUGGACACUGGAAUGUUCACCAGCACGGCUACUUCCUCGUUCACGUGGGCGGUACAACAGAAGCAGGAUACACAACCAAAUGGAUGAGCGCGAAGAAGAUGCGCCAAGAGCUCCUCCUCGAUGCCGCCUUUGUGGAGAGACCGGCCACAAUAGAAGAAAGUGCACUUUAGGACGUGUUGUGUAGUCAUAUUAUAUUUGAGAAUCGUGAUUGAGGCUUGAAUUUUAUUAUGUGUUUGAACCAUG